UACCAAACAACUUGCAACAGACCCAUGGCUUCAGGACAGGAUUUGGAUGCUAGCUAAUGGACUUGUUAAGAUGUUUGUCCCUCUUCUUUAAGAAAUCAGAACCUGGCAUUUAAAGGUUAUCUUCAAACCAUUACUACAAAACAAAUGUGAUUUUUGCUUUUUCAUCCUUCAUAUUGAAGGGCCUGCCGAAUGAUGGCAAAGAACCUGCGUCAAAUACAAAACUUUUUGUUAGAUCACCAUUUUAUGACCUGUCUUUUAUGUUAGUUUUCAAUGGAGUCAAGUAAUCAGCACCAAGAACAGAGGCAUCGUGUCUUCAAUGGGGUUUUCCAUAAUAAUUUGAGACGUAAAAAACAAGAAGGAACAUUUAAACCCAAGUGCAUAUGGAACUCUGAAGAUAACGGUAUCGUUUAUAACUAAGUUGGCUCACAUGAAUAGGUGUGAAACGAUGGUACAAGAGUCCUUCUUGCUUGGACUUUUCUGCCAACAUUAAUGUUAAGCCAAUAUUAAUGUCAACAAGAAAGACAAACGGAACGUAUCGGAGAAAUCGGAGCUGAUCAUAUCUGGCAAGUAAAAACAAAGUAGUUUUGAUCACCUUUAUAUGUGCCAUUAGUAGCUCUAGAGAUUGGCAAUGGAGCUAAGCAUGUUGAUGAUCUUGGCGUUGGCGUCGGUGUUCCUGCUCUCGUGUUUUCUCUUGCUGCAUUCAUGGGCUUCACCAAAAGCAAUGGAGACCAUCCCUGGCACCUUGGGUUGGCCUAUUGUAGGGGAAAGCUUCUCAUUCAUCUCUGAAUUUUCGAGUCCACUGGGUAUUUACAACUUUAUGAAGACAAGGCAGGAAAGGUAUGGAAAGGUGUUUAAAUCUUUGGUGUUGGGGAGAUUCACUGUCUUUAUGACCGGGAGGGAAGCAAGCAAGAUAUUGUUGACAGGAAAAGAUGGGAUGGUGAGCUUGAACCUCUUCUAUACUGGGAAGCAGGUGCUAGGCCCCACUAGCUUACUCCAAACCACUGGUGAAGCACACAAGCGCCUUAGGCAUCUAAUCGCUGAGCCUCUAUCACUUGAUGGCCUAAAAAAGCAUUUCCAGUUCAUCAACACUCUGGCAAUUGAAACAUUGGAUCAGUGGGCUGGAAGAAAAGUGUUGGUUCUUGAAGAGGCUUCUACAUUCACUCUCAAGGUGAUAGGAAACAUGAUAAUGAGCCUGGAGCCCACUGGUGAGGAACAAGAAAAAUUUCGGGCUAAUUUCAAAAUCAUCUCCUCCUCAUUUGCAUCCUUGCCAUUCAAAAUUCCAGGAACAGCUUUUCAUCGCGGUAUGAAGGCUCGUGAUAGGAUGUAUGUCAUGUUAGACUCGAUAAUUCAGAGAAGGAGAAAUGGCAAAGAAUACCGACAAGAUUUCUUGGAAUCUCUAAUAAAGAAGCAUAGCAAAGAAGGCGGGGACAAAGAAGAUGACGAUAACAAACUCACAGAUAAUCAAUUGAAGGACAAUAUAUUGACUCUGCUAGUUGCAGGCCAUGAUACCACAACUGCUGCACUCACAUGGCUCAUCAAAUUCCUUGAAGAAAAUCCACCUGUUUUGGAACAUCUUAGAGAGGAACAUAAGGAAAUUCAAGCUAAUGGGAAUGGUGGAACAAAUCUCACCUGGACUGAAGUCAGUCACAUGCCUUACACAAACAAAGUGAUUAAUGAAACACUCCGGAGAGCCACAAUUCUGCCUUGGUUUUCAAGAAAAGCUGCUCAGGACUUCAAGAUUGAUGGAUACCAAAUCAAGAAAGGAUGGUCUGUUAACUUGGAUGUUGUUUCUAUUCACCAUGAUCCGGAAGUUUUCCCAGAUCCUCAGAAGUUCAAUCCCUCCAGAUUUGAUGCAAUCCUGAGGCCUUUCAGCUUCCUUGGAUUUGGUAGUGGACCUCGUAUGUGUCCUGGAAUCAACCUGGCCAGACUGGAAAUCUCCAUUUUCAUUCACCACCUGGUCUGCAGAUACAAGUGGAGACCUCUUGAGAAGGAUGACUCUGUCCAGGCAACGCUUGUCCGAAUGCCAAAGAAUAAGUACCCAAUUUUGGUUGACCCACUGUAAAAAAAAUCGUCUUGCAGGGCUCUUAAAGCAUUAUUAAUGUUCAGUUGUUGGCAUUCCAGAUUCCAAUCCUUGAAGACUUAGUCUUUGUUGAAGAUUAGCUCAAGUUUGUUAUGACUUUGUUUGUUUUAAAUUUCAAAAACAGCUGUAACAGCCUAAAUAAAUAUGCAGGAAAGAUAAUUUGUUAUUUUUCUUGUAUAAAUAUCUCAUCUCAAAUGGAAUAAAAUCAUCAGCUUCUCUCUAUCA
Messenger RNA from Vitis vinifera (wine grape), 2305 nucleotides. Its product is annotated as abscisic acid 8'-hydroxylase 3. Bases 629 to 2062 code for a protein of 477 amino acids. Gene Ontology annotation, biological process: brassinosteroid biosynthetic process; sterol metabolic process; brassinosteroid homeostasis. NCBI's taxonomy places the organism in Eukaryota, Viridiplantae, Streptophyta, Magnoliopsida, Vitales, Vitaceae. Gene Ontology annotation, molecular function: iron ion binding; monooxygenase activity; heme binding. The transcript is spliced from 9 exons. The record is from RefSeq and is a predicted model, not a curated record.